Molecule: messenger RNA, 2683 nt
Organism: Aedes aegypti (yellow fever mosquito)
Lineage: Eukaryota; Metazoa; Arthropoda; Insecta; Diptera; Culicidae
Product: solute carrier family 46 member 3-like
Exons: 7
Coding region: 714-2507 (597 amino acids)
Biological process (GO): transmembrane transport
Cellular component (GO): membrane
Molecular function (GO): transmembrane transporter activity
Source: RefSeq, a predicted model, not a curated record
GUCGGCUGGACGUUCAGUUUCGCGACAACCUCAACGGUGAGCAGUCGAGUUUCCGGAACAAUCUUCCAGGACACUGAUAUGUAAAGCGGGCGAUACGUGGACAUAGUGUUCCCUUGCAUUUCUCUGUGUUUUUCAAAAGGGCGGUUUACUUGUGCGAACUAAAAAUGAUGAUUACCCAUUUGGUGUUGGAAGAAGCAAACUGGUCGUGUUCAGAAAUGUGAUGAUCGGAACGAACCGGGGCAGAAGUACCCAAGAAGCAAGACAGUGAGAAGCUGCGUGGCCAGUUGACAGGCCGCCGGUUGACAAAUUUGAAUUUACGAGUUUAAAUUGGAUUUACGUGGGAUUAGCGUUCUCGGCUGGCGUUAGUUAGACAAGUUCAUGGAACAUCAGCGCUUCUUCCAUUACGUCGUGAUCGUUGGCGGUUGAUAUUGUACGAUAAGUGUACCAUUUCUAAACGAAGCGAAAGUACAAUUUUACUCUAUAAAACGGAUUCAUAGUUCAAUUGUGUUUUGUGAUAUCCAAGGGAAAGGUUCUGCGUUUUGACGAUCUCGGGCACGAGCUGAAGGUCAGCUUGUAAAUUGCGAGGAUAUGCGAAGACAUUCAGUGAAGUGAAUGAUAAACCGAAUGACCAUAAAAACUCAAUCAACUGAAGUCGCAAUUCGUAUGCGCGUGGAACGGUGAUUGUGAUUGCAUUUCUCACGGACAGCCAUACAAUGGAUGAUGAUACAAUGAAGGGUAAACAGCUGUCACAGCAGCAGCUGGACAAACUGGAGCAAACAUUAAAUCAGGAAUCGCAAUCCAAACCAAAGAAGAAAAGUACAAUUAUGGAUAAGUUUCGCUACUUUAAGAACAACAUCACUGUGGAGCCCAUCGUGGCGUGCUACAUUAUGCCCAGUGUCUUGGCCGGGCUCGCCACGCAGAAUCUCAAUCUGGAGAAGGCUUGCCGGGUGAAUCUCAACUAUGGGGAUGUGGUGUGUGACGCGCUGACCAGAAGAGAGACUUCCAAUUAUACGACAGAGGAAGCAGUGGUCCAGCAGAUGGUAGCCCGGAUGGCCGGUUGGAAAACCGUUCUGCAAAGCUCUCUCCCGUGUUUGCUGAUCCUGUUUUGGGGCGCUUGGAGUGAUCGUCACGGUCGACGAAAGCCCUGCAUUCUGAUUCCGAUCAUUGGCGAGUUUACGACGGCUGUGGGACUCAUUCUGUGCACCUACUUCGAGUGGUUACCGAUGGAGGCCGCUGCCGUUACGGAAGCUCUCUUCCCGGCACUGACCGGCGGCUGGUUUACGAUGUUCAUGGGAGUCUUCAGCUACAUUGCGGACGUGACCACUACUGAGGAGCGGACAUUGCGCAUCGGAAUCGUUAACCUGUGCUUCUCGCUGGGUGUUCCCAUUGGGAUGGCUUUUAGUGGUGUUCUGCUCAAGAAAAUCGGCUUCUACGGGAUAUUCUCCAUCUCGGCCACCCUCUACCUGAUUGCGUUCUUCUACGGGGUGUUCUUCCUGCCGGAGGUGGACAUUGUCAGCGAAAAAGACCGCCUCAAGGCCAAGGAGAAGAACAUGCUGCUCGACUUCUUCGAUAAGGAACACGUGAUGGAGACCUUCCGGGUGGCCUUCAAGAAGGGCGAACGCCAACGCCGUCUCCGAGUGAUAAUGCUAAUGAUUGUAGUCAUGGUUGUCAUCGGGCCGCUGCACGGAGAAAUGUCCGUCAUUUAUCUGUUCACGCGGUACAAGUUCAACUGGAGCGAGGUAGAGUUCAGCUUCUUCUCCAGCUACGGAAUGCUGACGGGUCUGAUUGGGACCAUAUUCUCGGUGGGUGUAUUUUCACAUCUGCUGAAGAUAGACGAUGCUCUCAUCGGGGUGAUGUCCUGUAUGUCGAAGAUACUGUCCAGCUUCGUGUACGCCUUUGCUGCGACCACGUGGCAGCUGUAUCUAGGUCCCAUGGUGGAAAUGCUCAACGGAACGUCGUUCAUAUCGAUGCGCUCCAUUGCCACCAAACUGGUGGCGAGUAACGAGCUCGGCAAGGUGAAUUCACUGUUCGGUGUAGCUGAAGCGUUGAUGCCACUGGUGUACGCCCCGAUGUAUACUACCGUGUACGCAGCGACGAUCGAUGUACUGCCGGGCGCGUUUUUCCUACUUGGAGGUGCCCUGACGUCACCUGCUGUCAUUAUUUUCCUAUGGAUGUACCGCGUUCACAAACGGGAAGCACGUGAAUUGGCUGAGGAGGCUCGCAUGCAAGAAAAGUACAAACAACUGUCACCCGACGGAGCGGAGAUUAUCCCCACCGGCGAUAGCAUCAUGAACGGAACGGUGAUUAGUCCAGCGAGUACUCGGGUGCCAGAACUUGAAUCACCAGUCCUGAGGGGUAGAUUCGGGUCCGUUAGGAAGUCUUCACUGCCUGGAUUGGCCGGUUUCGUUAACCCAGCUUAUGUACCUCCCGAAGGUGAAGUAAUUCACGAAACGAUCGAAAUCAUGAAGGAUCUUCCGGUCUUGCACGUGGAACAUUGCACACUGUGAUGCACGAUGACAAACGAAUUUUAGAUAGGUUUCUAGUCGAUAAGAUUGUGGUAUACGUAUUUUGUAAAGAAGAAUCUCCUCUAAGAGAACUAUAAGUAUUUCAUCGUCGAGCCGUCAAUGGAUGUUUUUGUAUUUAAGGAUACUUGAUAUAUAAUAAACAUGACUUUAUAAAAAAA